AUGACAACGGCUUUCGAACACACAGAACUCUUUGGCGGAGCCAUCACAGCUAAUAUACCCUCCAACUUUGCCGAUGUCAGCAAUGUUCGCCAAGUUCCAGACAAUCAAGAAGCCUACCUCGACAAAAACGGCUUCAUAUCCCUGACUUUCGAUAUCACUGAACGAGUCUCUCACCUUUCAACUGACAAAGAAGCUCUGGAAUACCACUUCGCUGAUAUCGUUGCGGAAAAAGAUACUAAGAGCAUGAGGUCCAUUGUUGAAAACGCAGAGCUGCCUAACUUCCCACCUCCCACACCCGUUCUUGCUCUCACAGCAAUCACCAAACCUCCUGCUUCGACCGUAGCUGCAAAUUCUCUCACCCCUACUCAUACCGACAUCUAUUUCACUCUCAUCCGGCUGGUAGAGCAGAGCACGGAUAUAGUCAUCACGUUGAACACACCCCAUCUCGCUAGUGAGACCGAGGGCCAGAUACCAAAUGAGACAGAAACCGGGACACUACACGGGGAGACCGAACAGGAAGUAGGAAAUAUGUACCACCAGAUUGUGACGAGCUUCGCGAUCAAAGACUGGGGACUGUUCAGCGGCGAGUAA
Molecule: messenger RNA, 591 nt
Organism: Letharia columbiana
Lineage: Eukaryota; Fungi; Ascomycota; Lecanoromycetes; Lecanorales; Parmeliaceae
Exons: 3
Coding region: 1-591 (196 amino acids)
Biological process (GO): protein import into nucleus
Cellular component (GO): nucleus
Molecular function (GO): guanyl-nucleotide exchange factor activity; small GTPase binding
Source: RefSeq, a predicted model, not a curated record